UGCCCGGGAUCGGCUCCGGAGCCUCCGGGAACCGGUCCCGUUCUGGGUCCUCCGGGCACGGAUCCGCCAGAGCCUCCGGGUCUGAUCCCUCCUGGCUCGGCUGCGGCUCCUCCGGUCACGGAUCCGCCGGAGCCUCCGGGUCUGAUCCCUCCUGGCUCGGCUGCGGCUCCUCCGGGCACCGAUCCCCCGGAGCCUCGGGUCCUGAUCCCUCCUGACUCGGCUCCUCCGGGCACGGAUCCGGUGGCGGGUCCGGGUCGGGUCCCUUCGGGCACGACUCCCGGUCCGGCUGCGGCUUCUCCGGGCGCGUCUCCGCUUCUGGCUCCGGCUUCUCCUCCAGACACAGCUCCCGGUGCGGCUGCCCCGGCCAUGGGGGCUGUGGCGGGCGCGCCUCCGCCGUGAGCAGCAUCGGCAGCAGCGGGACCCAGCGAUGUUGCGGGGCCAGGUCAGUUUGGAGGAAGAGAGCCAGAAUCCACCCGCUGUGGGACACUGGAAGCCCCUGAUGCCAUCCAAAGGUGACAAGGAGGAGCCAGAGGGUGGAUGCCAGGAUGCUGGAGGUGUGCAUGAAGCCCAGUCCACGGAGCAGCUCAACGUGUCCCGGCUGCGCAGCUCCUCGGUGGAGAUCCGGGAAAAGGGCUCAGAGUUCCUGAGGGAUGAGCUGCACAAAGCACAGAAGGAGCUGAAGCUCAAGGACAAAGAAUGUGAGAGAUUGUCAAAAGUCAGGGAACAGCUGGAGCAGGAGCUGGAGGAAUUAACAGCCAGCCUGUUUGAGGAAGCCCACAAGAUGGUGAGAGAAGCCAACACCAAACAGGCUGCAGCAGAGAAACAGCUCAGGGAGGCUCGGGGCAAGAUUGACAUGCUGCAGGCAGAGGUGACAGCCCUGAAGACGCUGGUGAUCACAUCCACACCGUCCUCCCCGAACCGGGAGCUGCACCCUCAGCUGCAGAGCCCUUCCAAAGGUGGCUUCAGGAAGGGCCACGGGAGGAACAAGAGCACCAGCAGUGCCAUGGUGUCAGCUGCCAGCCAGAACGUGGCUCCAGAGCCUGUCAGCCGUGAGUGCAGAGAGUCUGGUUUCCCUGCUCUCCUCUCCCUGCUCCUUUGCAUCCUCCCUGGGAAGGCUAUCCACAUCACCUAUGAGCCAGGCUGGCAGGCCUUGGGAGCAGAUGCUUCCUCCUUCUCUUCCUCACGGCAGGUCGACUCCAUUUUAUUUGCCGAGUUCCAGGCCUGGAAGGAAUCUCCAACUUUGGACAAAUCCUGCUCCUUCCUGGACAGAAUUUACCGAGAAGAUGUAGGACCUUGUCUGGACUUCACCAAGCAGGAGCUGUCGGAGCUGGUGCGAGUGGCAGUGGAGCAGAACACCCUCACCAUCGAGCCCGUGGCUUUCCAGGCUGUCCCUGUGGGGAAGGUGGCAGCAGAAGAGUGUGGUGGCCCCAAUGGCUUCCGGUCACAAAUCGUAACGAAAUGUGCUCUGAGCGGCCUCCCCAGGACCUGCAAGCACCGGAUCAUGCUGGGGGAUUCUGGGAAUUACUACUACAUUUCCCCUUCCUGCAGGGCCAGGAUCACAGCAGUGUGCAACUUCUUCACCUACAUCCGCUAUAUCCAGCAAGGCCUGGUGAGGCAGGAUGUGGAGCUGAUGUACUGGGAGAUCAUGCGGCUCCGCAGGGAGAUGUCUCUGGCCAAACUUGGAUUUUAUCCCAGCGAGAUGUGAGCAGAGCCCUGAGCCUGGAGGAAACUGCUCCUGGAGGAAGGGCUUGGAGUGCAGUGCCUGUCCAGCUCCCUCCCACCUUCCCUCUGCCUGGAGCAAGGAGCAAGAGGCAUGAGUUCCACCUUCAGCUGUCCCACUCCUCCAAGUGUGACUGGAAUGCAGCUGCCACGCUGCCCCUGGAGCUGGGCUGGCCCUGGCUGCUCCAGGAUGGCCAUCCAUGGACUCUGGAGUCUCCUAUAUGCAGUGUACAUCCAUUUUUUAAACCUUUUGUUUUUAUAUGCAGCCUGCUUUGGCAUAACCUGAGGCCAGGCCUGUGCAGGGUGGGAAUUCUGGACCUUUCUUGUGAGCCACUCUGUCAGGACAGAUGCUGGCUGUCUGUUCCACUUGUUUUUUUGGGAUGGAGGAGGUGCUGUCCCUGAGGUCCUGCUGACCACAGCAGCCCUGAAAAUGCCAGCAGAGCACAAUAAUCUUGAACAGUUUGUUUCCAAGUACUUCCUUGUUCCUUUUCAAGGAGCCUGCAAGAGAAGCUUGUUGCCAGCAGAGUCACAAAGAGGGAUUUGUUCCUGUUUUUAGCUGGAUGUUUGGCACUGGGUUAUGCAGGCUGGGGAAUGGCUGGAGCUGUGCACCUGGGGCCUCCAGCAGAAGAAAGGGAGCAGGGAAAAUUCCUAACUCCCAGCAGGCUGCAGGAUUUUUUCCCCUGGACUAGGGAAUCUGCUGGAGUUGUCCAAGGCAGCACCCUGUGGCAGUCCCUGAUGUGAAGUCCCCCAUGGUGCUCCUAAACACAAACAUCACCCACAAACAAGUCCAAGUCUUGGAGCUGUUCCUGCUCUUGAGGGAGCUUUGGGCAGUCCUGUUCCCACUCUUCAGGCAGAACCCCUGCCCCAGGUUGGGUUCUUUGUGUCUCCAGAAGGGAUGUGCCCAGGCUGGGCAUUCCCAAAGCCCAGAGAUUCCUUCCCCGUGUUAUAUCAGAGCUGAAGAUGCCUGUCCACUGGGAAUCAUGACACUUUCUUGGCUGCCAUCCCUGGUGAGGGAAUCUGAGACCUCUUUGUGUGCCCAUGAGGAAUGUGGCUGAGGUUCCUGCCUGCCCCAAAAUGUGCUGGGAGGGAGGGAUGUCACUGGAGCUGUAGGAAUGCACAGGCCUGACACGUCCUGAGCCCAAACCCAGGUUUAUUAAAGCCAUGACAGUAUUUUGUAGCUAAUUUAGCCCUUUUUUCAGUGACUCUGGAAUCAGCUCAGCCAUCACCCACUCUGGGGUUUCCACUUCUGACAGGGUUGUCACCCUGUCCCUCUGCCACCCUCAGCAAGCUGGUGCCCAUCCUCAGCUCCUGAAGGACAUUACAGGAGGAACUCGAUUUUCUUCCACUGAGCUGCUGGAUUUUGUCUAGGGGAGAGAGAAAUAACACAGCUCUGGUUUCCCCAGCUGUGGAUUUCAGCUCAGGUGAAUUCCACCCCUGGAAUUUCUCCCUGAAUCUCUUCCCCCAUCCUUUCUAUCUCUCUAUGUCUUCCUGUGCCGUGAGCUGCUACACUGCACGAACAUUGCAGCGCUGGGAAUGAGAUGAUCUCUCUGGCUAGGAGAUGUUUUGGUUUGUGGGAUAUUUUUUCCCCCUUGGUGUCACGUUGAAAAGCACUUUGAGACCAAAGGAACUGGAGCAAUGCCUUGUCUGAGGUUGUCUUGCAUUUCAAACAAAGGAGAGAACAAUUUGUGAAGGAAAAUGAAGUCACUCCGUUAGCAGUGGGAUGGUUGCACCCUGCUCUUUCAUAAAGGAAAAUAAACAUUUGCUAUUAACCUCUACAA
Messenger RNA from Melospiza melodia melodia, 3497 nucleotides. It is a transcript of the gene RAB3IL1, whose product is annotated as RAB3A interacting protein like 1. Gene Ontology annotation, molecular function: guanyl-nucleotide exchange factor activity. Gene Ontology annotation, cellular component: Golgi to plasma membrane transport vesicle. The coding region runs from base 428 to 1705 and encodes 425 amino acids. The transcript is spliced from 12 exons. The record is from RefSeq and is a predicted model, not a curated record. NCBI's taxonomy places the organism in Eukaryota, Metazoa, Chordata, Aves, Passeriformes, Passerellidae. Gene Ontology annotation, biological process: exocytosis.